AUGAUUCUUCGAUUCCAGACGGUGGCUUUCCUCCUGGCCGUUAUAUCGUCCGCAAACGGUCUUCAGGCUUCUGAUAUACCGCCUGACACCCCAGUCUCCUCUCUGCUCUCCUCCGCAAAAACGCAUCUUGCCAACGGCUCCCCUAAGGAUGCGCUCCUCUACUUCGACGCCGCCAUUACAAAGGAUCCGUCCAACUACUUGACUAUCUUCCAGCGAGGAGCAGCCUACCUCUCCCUUGGAAGACACUCUCGUGCUGCAGAAGAUUUCAACCAGGUUCUCAAGCUCAAGCCAGGCUUCGAGGGCGCACUUCUGCAGCGUGGAAAGCUACGCAUGCGUUCUGGAAACUGGACGGGGGCUAAGGAGGAUCUUGAGGCUACGGGGAAACCAGGGGAGGCCGAGUUAGCUCAGCUGCACGAAGCUCAGGCUGCAGUUGCUCAUGCGGAGGAGGCGGAUAAGAAACAAGACUGGGCCACCUGUGUCUCUCAGUCGAGUGUUGCAAUUAUGAAGGCGAUGGGUUCUGCUGAGCUUCGACGGCUACGAGCAAAGUGUUAUCUUGAGAGAGGAGACAUUCAAGAAGCUAUUAACGAUCUCACACGUCUCACCCAACUAUCUCCAAACGUCGUUCAGCCUCACCUCCAGAUUUCGGCAAUGCUCUUCUACUCACAAGCAGACACGGAGCGUGGAAUGGACCAGAUUCGAAAAUGUCUUCACUCUGAUCCCGAUUCCAAGGUUUGCAGCCGUUUGUUCAGGGGGGAGAAGAGAAAUUCGAAGCAGAUCAAAAAUCUCAACAAAUAUUUGGAAACUCGCAAGUUCCACAAGGCUGUUGAGUUGUUGGUAGGGACCAAAGACGAAGCCGGGUUGCUAGAGGAUAUCCAACAGGAUGUCAAGUCAGCCCAAGAAGACGGAUAUAUUCACCCCAAAGCGCCCAACAGUCUCUAUGAAUCCUUGGUUGAGAAAACGUGUGAGGCAUACAGGGCUAUGAAUUCCAAACGAAAAGCGCGACCAUACUGUAGUCAAUGUCUUGAAUUCAAUCCCUCUUCGCUUCACGGCCUCCUAUCGAAGGCUGAGGAGCAUAUCGAUGCCGAGCAAUACGAAGCAGCUAUUCAAACACUUAACACUGCCAGUGAACACCACUCUCACUCGCAGGAUAUCCAUACCCUUCAGCAAAAGGCCCAGACCCUUCUAAAACGAUCAAAACAAAAGGAUUAUUACAAAGUCUUAGGCGUUGAUCGCGAGGCAGACGAGGCCACGAUUAAACGAGCUUAUCGUAAGCUCACGAAGCAAUAUCACCCUGACAAAGUCCACAGCCAGGGUAUCCCCAAGGAAGAGGCCGAGAAGAAGAUGGCAAGCAUUAACGAAGCCUACGAGGUCCUCUCUGACGCCGAACUAAGGAACAGAUUUGACCAUGGUGAUGACCCUAAUGAUCCUCAGGGCGGCCAACCGCAUUUCAACCCCUUUGGACCCGGAGGGGGAGGUUCUCCAUUCUUCUUCCAGCAGGGUGGAAGCCCUCACUUCAAAUUCGCACAAGGGGGCUUCGAUUUCCAAGGCGGUUUCCCCUUCUAA
This is a messenger RNA of Microsporum canis CBS 113480, 1563 nucleotides long. RefSeq names its product DnaJ domain-containing protein. The record is from RefSeq and is a predicted model, not a curated record. Gene Ontology annotation, biological process: protein folding in endoplasmic reticulum. Gene Ontology annotation, cellular component: endoplasmic reticulum. The coding region runs from base 1 to 1563 and encodes 520 amino acids. Gene Ontology annotation, molecular function: protein-folding chaperone binding; misfolded protein binding. NCBI's taxonomy places the organism in Eukaryota, Fungi, Ascomycota, Eurotiomycetes, Onygenales, Arthrodermataceae. The transcript has 2 exons.